Molecule: messenger RNA, 1846 nt
Organism: Periophthalmus magnuspinnatus
Lineage: Eukaryota; Metazoa; Chordata; Actinopteri; Gobiiformes; Gobiidae
Gene: asns
Product: asparagine synthetase
Exons: 12
Coding region: 146-1831 (561 amino acids)
Cellular component (GO): cytosol
Molecular function (GO): asparagine synthase (glutamine-hydrolyzing) activity
Source: RefSeq, a predicted model, not a curated record
GAGUGAUAAAAACACACUUAACGUGCGUGGCUGCGGGUUGCGUGCAUCUCUACUAUCUGCAUCCUGAUUCCGCCUGAUACUACAGUUAGAUUCUUCAUUAUAAUUCACUGUAUACAAACGGUUACCCCUUUCUGAUUUCAGAAGCAUGUGUGGUAUCUGGGCCCUAUUUGGCAGUGAUGAGUGCUUGUCGGUACAGUGCACUAGUGCCAUGAAAAUCGCUCAUAGAGGACCGGACGCCUUCCGCUUUGAGAACGUCAAUGGCUUCACCAACUGCUGCUUCGGCUUCCACCGCCUGGCCAUAGUAGACCAGUUGUACGGCAUGCAGCCACUACGGGUCAAGAAGUUCCCUUACCUCUGGCUCUGCUAUAAUGGAGAGAUCUACAACCACCUCACACUGAAGGAGCAGUUUGGUUUCGAGCACCAGACCAAUGUGGAUGGGGAAGUGAUGCUGCACCUGUAUAGCCGCUUCGGGGUGCAGAAGAUGGCCUCCCUGCUGGACGGGGUUUUUGCCUUCAUCCUUCUGGACACGGCUAACCGCAAAGUGUUCAUUGGGCGAGACACAUACGGAGUCAGGCCCCUGUUCAAGCUCCUCACUGAUGAUGGCUUCCUGGCUGUCUGCUCUGAAGCUAAAGGUUUGACGGAGCUCUCUCACACCGUGCCUUCUUCAGCCAGCGUAGUGCCCUUCCUCCCUGGACACUUCGAGGUCUUUGAUUUGAAGGCUAAUGGGAAAGUGCAGUCUAUUCAGAUGGACCAGUUUCACUGCUGCACACAGGAGCCUGCCCACGCCGUCUACGACACUGUGGAGAGACUGCCCACAAGUUUCGAUGAAGAGACGGUAAAGAGUAACAUCAGAGCUCUGUUUGAGAACGCUGUGAGGAAGCGACUCAUGUCUCACCGCAGAAUCGGAUGUCUUCUCUCAGGUGGUCUGGACUCCAGCCUGGUAGCAGCCACUUUGGUGAAGUUGGCCAAAGAGGACAAACUGCAGUACCCCAUCCAGACUUUCUCCAUUGGCUCAGACGACAGCCCUGAUGUUCUGGCUGCCCGCAAGGUAGCUGCUCACAUCGGCAGUGAGCACCACGAGGUGAACUUCUCAGUGGAAGAGGGGAUCCAAGCUGUAGAAGAAGUCAUCUAUCACCUGGAGACAUAUGACAUCACCACUAUACGGGCAUCUGUGGGUAUGUACAUGGUGUCGAAGUACAUCCAGCAGAAGACUGACAGUGUGGUGAUCUUCUCUGGAGAGGGGUCUGAUGAGCUGGCUCAGGGAUACAUCUACUUCCAUAAGGCCCCCUCUCCCAGAGCAGCAUCAGAAGACAGUGUGCGGCUGCUGAAGGAGCUCUACCUGUUUGAUGUGCUCAGAGCCGACCGCACCACUUCUGCUCAUGGUCUAGAAAUGCGGGUGCCAUUCCUGGACCACAGACUGACUGCGUACUACCUGUCUCUGCCUGAGGAGAUGAGGGUCCCCAGGGCCGGCGUGGAGAAGCACCUGCUCAGGGAGUCGUUCAAAGGCUUGGACCUGAUCCCAGAGGAGAUCUUGUGGAGGCGUAAGGAGGCCUUCAGCGACGGCAUCAUGUCCUUUAAAAAGUCCUGGUACAUGUGCCUGCAGGAGCACCUGGAGUCUGUGGUGAACGAUGAUCAGAUGAAGAAGGCUCACGUGACGUUCCCUUACAACCCCCCUCCCUCCAAAGAGGCGUACUACUACAGACAGGUGUUUGAGAAGCAAUUCCCAGGGCGCGCCCAGUGGCUGUCCCAUUUCUGGAUGCCUCGUUGGACCAACGCAACUGACCCCUCUGCCCGCACCCUCAGCAUCUACAAGCCAGAGAAAGACCAGUGAAUCCAGCUACCUCCU